Molecule: messenger RNA, 1725 nt
Organism: Penicillium paradoxum
Lineage: Eukaryota; Fungi; Ascomycota; Eurotiomycetes; Eurotiales; Aspergillaceae
Product: Carboxylesterase type B
Exons: 4
Coding region: 1-1725 (574 amino acids)
Molecular function (GO): carboxylic ester hydrolase activity
Source: RefSeq, a predicted model, not a curated record
AUGGAGCACGCAACACAAAUUCAAAAGGCGAGAGUGGAAAAGAAUGUGUAUUUAUAUCUGAUAAUGCUUUGCUCUGUAGCCGGCUUCCUCCUAUGGACAACAGUUCCUGUCCACACCGCAAACUUACCCCCCACAGUCACUGUCCGCAAUGGAACGUAUACCGGAGUGCACAAUCCUACAUACGAUCAGGAUUUUUUCCUGGGCAUACCGUAUGCACAGCAGCCGGUAGGAGAUCUGCGGUUUACUGUGCCACACUCAUUGAAUGCAAGCUGGGAGGAUGCGCGCGAUGCGACACGGUACUCGGAUAUUUGUGUUGGAUAUGGAACAGACUCAAUCUGGUACCCGCGUUCAGAAGCUUGUCUUACCCUGAAUGUCAUCCGGGGUUCAGCAGCCAACAAGGACUCGAAGCUUCCAGUUGGAGUGUGGAUUCAUGGUGGGGGAUUCUACGAGGGCUCUGGGGCUGAUGAGCGUUAUAAUACAUCCGAAAUCGUGCGAAAGUCAUAUCAAAUUGAUAAACCGAUCAUUGCUGUCACACUGAACUACAGACUGUCAGCAUGGGGCUUCAUCAGCUCAAGUCAGGUCUCCGGUAGCGGAAAUACCAACCUCGGAUUGAGAGAUCAGAGGCUGGCGCUUCAAUGGAUCCAGGAAAAUAUCGGUGCCUUUGGCGGUGACCCCGAGAAAAUCACUAUCUGGGGCGAGUCCGCCGGUGCCAUGUCAGUGGGGUAUCAUCUCACAGCAUAUGGCGGACGGGAUGACAAGCUGUUCCGAGCGGGGAUUAUGCAAUCUGGGGGAUCCAUAGCUAUAAGGGCAUCAAAUUGCACGACAUUUCAAUCACAAUACGACAGAUUAAUCUCCAAGGUUGGCUGCUCGGAUGUCGUGGAUUCGUUGCAAUGCCUUCGGGAAGUACCAUUUGACAAACUUAACACUGCUCUAAAUGGCACCAAGGGCGAAUCCGAUUACAACUUUUUCCCGGUCGUGGACGGAGACUUGAUUCGGAAUUGGGGUAGUAUCCAAUUAAACAAGCAUGCAUUUGUCAAAGUCCCAAUCAUUAUCGGCAGCAACACAGACGAAGGAACGGCAUUUGGACCGACUGGGAUCAACACCACAGAGGAAUGGUACGAAUAUUUGACAGAUGGCGGGUUCAACUUCAAAACACCUCCUAUUGUAGCCAAGCGCAUCCUCGAACUCUACCCCGACGACCCGUCGCAGGGCAUUCCCGCAUACCUUGGAGACCGGCGCGUGGCUUCCAAUGGGUACGAAUGGCGCCGCACCUCCGCCUUCGCAGGUGACUGGAGCAUGCACGCCAACCGCCGCCGACAGUGCGAAGCAUGGGCCAAGGCAUCAACGGCUGCAUACUGCUACCGAUUCAAUGUGCGCUCGGCCGAUGUGCCGUUCCUCUCAGGUGUAACACAUUUCGAGGAGGUAGCAUUUGUGUUCCACAACAUCGCGGGGCUGGGAUAUCACUACGGCAAGCCGUUUGCCGGUGUGUCGCAGUCGUACAUUGAUCUCAGCUCUAUGAUGGCUAACAUGUGGGUGUCCUUCAUCCACGAUCUAGAUCCUAAUUCGGCUGUCGGGGAGGGCUCUGUGCGUUGGGAUUCUUACACUACUGGAAAGCCAGUUGAUCUGGUUCUCGAUGCUAAUACGACCAGUCGUAUGGAGGCUGAUACAUGGCGCAAGGACGGGAUCGAGUACAUCAGCUCGGUAGCGCAAGCUUUCUGGCGGUAG